GACGGAGAUAACUCGUAUAUAAACAUUCCAUUCCUGAUGGCGACACUACGAGCUAUAUCAGCCAAUUCUACCCUACCUCUCUUAUCUAGGACUUUCAACGAAGCGCACUGUCUUGUGCGCACUAUACAGCAUCGGGCGUACGAUGCUGCAUUCGACCAAGAUGACCUCACCGAAGCUAGAAAGUGGCAUGCCUCGUUCACCGAAAGUAACUUACCAAAGGGUCAGACAAGUUAUUCUAGGUCAAGCGGGCCUGGGGGGCAGCAUGUGAACAAGACCGAGAGCAAAGCCACAACAGUAUGGCCCGUCGAGGAGUUGUCUAAAGGCUUGCCAAAACUCGUUCGUUUGGCGUUGCGCUCUUCGAGGUACUAUUCAAAAGGAAACGACUCCAUUACAAUUCAAGCCCAGACCCAACGGAGCAGGUCUGCCAACACUGAUGAUAAUCACCUGAAACUGGUAGAAGAACUGCAGAAGAUUUACAGGGAACAAGUCCCAGGAAUGACUAGUAGUGAAAAGAUUAAGAAGUACGAAGCCUUGGAGAAAUCAGCUCGCGAGAGCAGGCUAAGAGCGAAGAAACAGCAAAGUUCUAAAAAGGCAUUUCGGAAAGGCAGGGGAGGUGACGAGUAAACGUAUCACACGCUCAUCUAGAAACGCCUUCAACUUGAAGGGCUUUGACGAAUGGUCAAUUUGGCCACUGGGUGCAUACAUAACAGAGUACCGUAGACGUCUGUUGUCAGCGAGUGAGAGUUAUGUGGGCAGUUUAAAAUUGCUUACUGCUAAUCGCCGACUCCGAAAAAUCGAUGAGGAAUAGUAUGUAUUCCGUAACGAGGAGAAAAGAUCCAAACGAACGUCUAUAAAAAUCUAGGCAUGGUUCUGAUAAACAUGAUAUAGCAAUAUUUGUAUAGAAAAAUAUCUAAUAAAGACAUGUGAUUAUA
Messenger RNA from Daldinia vernicosa, 932 nucleotides. RefSeq lists its product as uncharacterized. Gene Ontology annotation, cellular component: mitochondrial large ribosomal subunit. Gene Ontology annotation, biological process: mitochondrial translational termination. Bases 37 to 624 code for a protein of 195 amino acids. The transcript is spliced from 3 exons. Lineage: Eukaryota; Fungi; Ascomycota; Sordariomycetes; Xylariales; Hypoxylaceae. The record is from RefSeq and is a predicted model, not a curated record. Gene Ontology annotation, molecular function: translation release factor activity.